AAGCAGUCUAAGAAAAAAUCUAAGUCAUAUAAAUCUGUUAAGCAAACUAACAAGACAGAUAUUAAAAAGCCUGUAUUUAACUCUAGUAAUACUAAACAAAGUGAGCAAAGCACUUUUGAAAAUACAAUCCGCAAGAUUAUUCAAAGUGAACUUAAAUUAAUUUUUCCUGCACUUAUUACUUAA
Funneliformis geosporum is the source of this 183-nucleotide messenger RNA. The record is from the annotation of a GenBank genome assembly. NCBI's taxonomy places the organism in Eukaryota, Fungi, Glomeromycota, Glomeromycetes, Glomerales, Glomeraceae.